AUGUCCACACUCGCCGAACUUCCCCUCGACGUGACCUUCUCCCCCAUCAAGGAGUCGGACGUCUCCCGCGAGAUGACCACCCGCUACAUGCAGGACAUGCUCGACUACGCUGACGUCGAUGUCGUCAUCGUCGGUGCUGGUCCCGCUGGUCUCAGCGCCGCAUAUGAGUUCACCAAGCACCCCGAGAUCAAGGUCGCCUUGAUUGAGGCCUCUGUCGCGCCCGGUGGUGGUGCGUGGGUUGGUGGACAGCUGUUCACGCCUAUGGUAGUCAGGAAGCCCGCCCACCUUGUGUUGGAUGAGCUGAACAUUCAGUACGAUGAGAAGGAGCACUACGUUGUCUUGAAGCACGCUGGUCUGUUCACGGCCACCAUCCUCGCCAAGGUGCUUGCCUCCCCUAACGUCAAGCUCUUCAACGCUACCUCCGUUGAGGACCUGAUCAUCCGCGGUGACUCUGUCAAAGGUGUUGUUACCAACUGGGCUCUUGUCACCAAGGCCCAUGGCACCCAAUCCUGCAUGGACCCCCAAGUGAUCGAGUCCAAGAUCGUCGUCUCCUCCUGCGGCCACGACGGACCGUUCGGCGCCACCGGCGUGCGUCGCCUCGCCGAGCUCGGCAUGAUCGAGAAGCUCCCCGGUAUGCGCGCUCUCGACAUGAAUGCGGCCGAGGACGCCGUCGUUGCCAAGACUCAGGAGAUUGUCCCCGGUAUGAUUGUGACUGGUAUGGAGGUUGCUGAGGCCUAUGGUACCUCCCGUAUGGGUCCUACUUUCGGCGCUAUGCUCAUGUCCGGCCGCAAAGCCGCCCACCUCGCCCUCUCCAAGCUCAACAAGCAGAAGGCCGUCGGCAAGUAG
Messenger RNA from Fimicolochytrium jonesii, 846 nucleotides. RefSeq names its product Thi4 family-domain-containing protein. Lineage: Eukaryota; Fungi; Chytridiomycota; Chytridiomycetes; Spizellomycetales; Powellomycetaceae. Bases 1 to 846 code for a protein of 281 amino acids. The transcript is spliced from 5 exons. The record is from RefSeq and is a predicted model, not a curated record.